CCUGCGCAGUCCUGCGUGUCUGACCUUCAUAGGAGUAACGAUGUUCGCCAGGACCAGCGCGUUGGUGUUCUCCCCACAAUGUGGGCAGGUCAGGAACAUGGCUACCUUGAAGGACAUCACCAUUCGGUUGAAGUCCAUCAAGAACAUCCAGAAAAUCACCAAGUCCAUGAAAAUGGUGGCCGCUGCCAAGUACGCCCGUGCUGAGAGGCAGCUGAAGCCGGCCAGAGUCUACGGCACCGGUGCUCUGGCCCUGUACGAGAAGGCCGACAUCAAAGUGCCGGAGGACAAGCCCGCCAAGCAUUUGAUCGUUGGCGUGACUUCCGACCGUGGACUCUGUGGUGCCAUCCACUCCGGUGUGGCCAAGCUCAUUAAGAGCGAGAUUGCCAACCUGACCAGCGCUGGCAAUGAGGUCAUGGUGAUCAAUGUGGGAGACAAGCUGAGAGGCCUGCUGCACAGAACUCAUGGAAAGCACAUCCUCCUGAACUGUAAGGAGGUCGGCCGCAAGCCCCCCAGCUUCGGUGAUGCUUCUAUUGUUGCCACUGAGCUCCUCAACUGUGGAUAUGAAUUUGACAAGGGCUCUGUCGUCUUCAACAGAUUCAGGUCUGUCAUCUCAUACAAAACGGACCAGAAGCCUUUGUUUUCCACGGACGUAGUUUCUAACGCAGAGAGCAUGGGCAUCUAUGAUGACAUCGAUGCUGACGUGCUGAGGAACUACCAGGAGUUUGCUCUGGUCAACAUCAUCUACCUGGCCCUGAGGGAGUCCUCCACCAGUGAGCAGAGUGCCAGGAUGACUGCUAUGGACAGCGCCAGCAAGAACGCCUCUGAGAUGAUUGACAAGCUGACCCUCACCUUCAAUCGCACCAGACAGGCCGUCAUCACCAAGGAGCUCAUUGAGAUCAUCUCCGGAGCUGCUGCCCUAUAAACGGGCCAGAUCGUCGCUUCCAUCACCUAGAGCUCUUCAAAGUACUUCAGGCACGUGUUGUUGAGUCUAUGAACAUUUGUGCUUCUAUUUGUAAAAUAUAUGGAGAAAAUAAACCUCUUACAGAUUCCUCAUCCUCUCUUCAGCCCUUGUAUCUGUUUUUUUUUGUUUUUGCCCCACAAUAAAAGCUGAUGACGGAGA
Chelmon rostratus (copperband butterflyfish) is the source of this 1120-nucleotide messenger RNA. It is a transcript of the gene atp5f1c, whose product is annotated as ATP synthase F1 subunit gamma. The transcript is spliced from 9 exons. Gene Ontology annotation, biological process: proton motive force-driven ATP synthesis. The coding region runs from base 41 to 922 and encodes 293 amino acids. The record is from RefSeq and is a predicted model, not a curated record. NCBI's taxonomy places the organism in Eukaryota, Metazoa, Chordata, Actinopteri, Chaetodontiformes, Chaetodontidae. Gene Ontology annotation, molecular function: proton-transporting ATP synthase activity, rotational mechanism.